GCAGGGAACCCCCGCGAAGGUGAGUUCGGGCGCCAACAUGGCCGACUUGCCUGCUGGUGUGAGUGAACUGGAGGUUGAGGUAGAAACGAUGAUCGAACCACAACAAGAUGUCCAAAUCGAGACCCAGCCUAUGAUAGCCCUACAACCACUCUCCGAGCCAGAGAGGGAAGAAGUCGUUGUGCAAACUACAGAAGAAGUUAUCGAAGAGUCAAAAUCGAGUAUCGUACAUGACGAAGUCUCUGUCUCCACAACUCCGCCAACAAAACACCGCAAAGGCAGAACAGGGAGAAGUAAAGGACUUGGAAGAUCCGGAAAAGGCCACGGAGGAGGUGGGUCCUAUGGAUCUGGCACUGCCGCUAACAGUGAUAGAGAUGGCGAUGCUGAACGCACAGGUACGCGAAAAUGGGAACAAAAGCAAGUUCAAAUAAAGACGCUCGAAGGCGAAUUUGCCGUGAGGAUGUGGUCCUCGGAGGAGAAAAAAGCCGAACAAGAAGAUCUAGAAAGCAACUCAGAUCUAAGCGAGUACUUGACCGGUAAAAAAAUCCCUCCUGGUGGCUUGCCUGGCAUAGAUCUCAGCGAUCCGAAACAGUUAGCUGAGUUUGCGAGAAUGAGACCAAAGAAAGUAAAAGAAGAGGACACACAAAGAACAAUUGCAUGUCCACACAAGGGUUGUACAAAAAUGUUUAGAGAUAAUUCAGCGAUGAGGAAGCAUCUUCAUACACACGGCCCUAGAGUACAUGUGUGUGCAGAAUGUGGCAAGGCAUUUGUAGAGAGUUCGAAACUGAAAAGACAUCAGCUGGUUCAUACGGGAGAGAAGCCCUUCCAGUGUACUUUUGAAGGAUGUGGAAAGAGGUUCUCAUUAGAUUUCAACCUGCGCACCCAUGUGCGUAUACACACAGGAGACAGGCCGUACGUCUGUCCGUUCGAUGCAUGUAACAAGAGAUUUGCACAGUCUACAAACCUGAAAUCACAUAUUCUAACCCAUGCCAAAGGUGGCAAGUCUUGAACUGUUGAUAGAAUCUUCGCUCAAACCAAGUGCAGAGCAAAGGAAUCUCUCCUUAGGAUUCCAGUGCUCUUCGAUUGUAACAUAAUCACAGUCUAUCUAGGCUGUACUGUGGAUAUAGUUAUCUGCAGUAAGGACUGGAAAGGGAAUGUAUAUAUUUGUAGAAAAGACAACUCCUCAUUCGAGUAAGAGAGAAUUUGGAAAAAAACAGCGGAACCAGUGCCGUGGACCGAGCCAGUCAUGCUCCUGUUACACUCUUGCUAUUAGUGUUUAGUAAAUUAACCAGUCCUUGAAGCCUUAAACUGAUUUUCCAUCUUGGACAAAAAGUAGAUCCCCUCCCAUAAUUCUAUGAUUUUUAUUUUAUUAACUUAGCUUUAUUUUUGGUGAAGAUCUUAACCUUGCCUCUUUUCAUUUUAACAAACACUACACACACUAUAUAACUGAUAAUGACUGAAGCGCCAGAUUGUUCUUAUUGGUCCAGAUUGUUCUGAUUGGUCCAGAUUGUUCUGAUUGGUCGGAUGGGUUAGCCUUGUGUAGCAGAUAGAGAAAAGUCUUCUGGACCCUUGUGUUCAGCUGAAGUUUGUCAUAGUGUGCUCAGCAAAUAGCCACUGGGUCAGAAAGGACGAUGUCUGAGUUGUUUUCUGUUAACAUUCCACACCACUACAUAAUUUUUGGGACUUUUCCCUAAAAUAUGGCUCCCCAUAAUAGAUAAUACUCUGAACCAAAAGGAAGUACCUAAGCAUUUUAUUAUAAGUUAUUAUACUCUUUGAAUUAAAGAGUAAGAAGUUUUAAGGCAAGACUACCCCCAUUUCAAGACUUUUAUGCAUUGGCAGAUGGCGACCUAGGCCUGGAAGUAUCAUAUUUUAAGCUUUUGAAAAAAAAAUGUCACAAUGAUUCUCUUGUAGAAAGAUAAUAAAAGUUAUUUGUGUCA
Nematostella vectensis (starlet sea anemone) is the source of this 1934-nucleotide messenger RNA. Its product is annotated as transcriptional repressor protein YY1. The coding region runs from base 38 to 1006 and encodes 322 amino acids. NCBI's taxonomy places the organism in Eukaryota, Metazoa, Cnidaria, Anthozoa, Actiniaria, Edwardsiidae. Gene Ontology annotation, biological process: regulation of transcription by RNA polymerase II. The record is from RefSeq and is a predicted model, not a curated record. Gene Ontology annotation, cellular component: transcription regulator complex; PcG protein complex. The transcript has 6 exons. Gene Ontology annotation, molecular function: RNA polymerase II cis-regulatory region sequence-specific DNA binding; DNA-binding transcription factor activity, RNA polymerase II-specific.